Messenger RNA from Gossypium arboreum, 2303 nucleotides. Its product is annotated as dynamin-related protein 5A-like. The transcript is spliced from 16 exons. The record is from RefSeq and is a predicted model, not a curated record. Lineage: Eukaryota; Viridiplantae; Streptophyta; Magnoliopsida; Malvales; Malvaceae. Bases 229 to 2061 code for a protein of 610 amino acids. Gene Ontology annotation, cellular component: cytoplasm; microtubule; plasma membrane. Gene Ontology annotation, molecular function: GTP binding; GTPase activity; microtubule binding. Gene Ontology annotation, biological process: receptor-mediated endocytosis.
AAUAAUAAAUAAAACGCGCUUCACUUUUAAAGCCGAAGUCUUUUUAUUCUUCCUCCAUUUCAAAACUUCAAAAAACUCCUUUCUCCGGACGGAACUUCAUUUGGUUCUCAUUUCUCACUCAGAUCUGACAGGUGCCGUUUCUUUACCUUUUCAGCUCAGAUCUAGCUUAUUUGAAUCCGACGCUUGUUAUCGUCGCCGGCACCCAUCUUAAAAAAGAAAAAGAAAAAAAUGGAUAAUUUGAUUUCUCUGGUGAACAAGAUUCAAAGAGCUUGCACUGCUCUUGGUGAUCAUGGAGAGGCAAGCGCCUUGCCUACUCUUUGGGAUUCCUUACCGGCGAUCGCCGUCGUUGGUGGUCAGAGUUCAGGGAAAUCUUCGGUGUUGGAAAGCGUUGUCGGCAAGGAUUUUUUACCUCGUGGAUCCGGUAUUGUUACUCGUAGACCUCUGGUGUUACAGCUUCAUAAGAGUGAUGAAGGAACCAGAGAAUAUGCUGAGUUUCUUCACCUUCCUAGAAAAAGAUUUACCGAUUUUGCUGCUGUUAGGAAGGAGAUUCAAGAUGAGACGGAUAGAGAAACUGGGCGAACUAAACAAAUAUCUAGUGUUCCAAUUCAUCUUAGUAUAUUUUCUCCCAACGUUGUCAAUUUGACUCUGGUUGACCUUCCUGGUCUGACGAAGGUAGCUGUUGAGGGUCAACCUGAAAGCAUUGUACAAGAUAUCGAGAAUAUGGUUCGCUCCUACAUUGAGAAGCCCAACUGUAUAAUAUUGGCAAUUUCACCUGCUAAUCAAGAUCUGGCUACGUCAGAUGCAAUUAAAAUUUCACGUGAGGUGGACCCUACAGGGGAGAGGACUUUGGGUGUCUUGACAAAGAUUGAUCUGAUGGAUAAGGGCACUAAUGCAGUUGAUAUACUGGAAGGAAAAUCUUAUCGGCUGAAAUUUCCUUGGGUUGGUGUUGUGAAUCGCUCACAAGCAGAUAUUAAUAAGAACGUUGACAUGAUUGCUGCUCGGCGUAGAGAGCGCGAAUAUUUUGCUAGUACCCCUGAGUAUAGGCACCUUGCUCACAGAAUGGGAUCUGAGCAUCUCGCUAAGAUGCUCUCAAAGCAUUUGGAAACUGUAAUCAAGUCCAGAAUUCCAGGCAUUCAGUCCCUUAUUAGUAAAACAAUUGUUGAACUUGAAACUGAAUUGAGUCGUCUCGGAAGGCCUAUUGCUGCUGAUGCAGGCGGAAAGUUGUACUCAAUCAUGGAGAUAUGCCGUCUUUUUGACCAAAACUUCCGAGAACAUCUGGAUGGCGUGCGUUCUGGUGGUGAUAAGGUUUACAAUGUUUUUGACAACCAACUUCCUGCUGCUUUGAAAAGGUUGCAAUUUGACAGGCAACUAUCUAUGGAGAAUAUUAAGAAGCUCAUUACUGAAGCUGAUGGUUAUCAACCACAUUUAAUAGCUCCCGAACAAGGAUAUCGUCGUUUGAUUGAAUCUACUCUAGUUACUAUCCGAGGUCCGGCGGAGGCUGCGGUUGAUGCGGUUCAUUCCAUUUUGAAGGAUCUGGUUCACAAGGCUAUCAGUGAGACUCCAGAAUUAAAGCAGUACCCUGGUCUCCGAGUAGAGGUUGGAAAUGCUGCAAUCGAGUCUCUUGACAGAAUGAGGGAUCAGAGCAAGAAAGCAGCGCUUCAACUGGUUGAUAUGGAAUGUUGUUACCUUACAGUUGAAUUCUUCCGAAAGCUUCCUCAAGAUGUCGAGAAAGGUGGCAACCCUACGCAAUCAAUAUUUGACAGAUAUCAUGAAACAUACCUGAGGAGAAUAGGAACAACUGUUUUGUCCUAUGUUAACAUGGUUUGCGCCACUUUGCGCCACUCGAUUCCAAAGUCCAUUGUUUACUGUCAAGUCCGUGAAGCUAAAAGAAGCCUGCUUGACUUCUUCUACACUGAGUUGGGUAAACUGGAGCAAAAACGAUUGUCGGCAUUGUUGAAUGAGGAUCCAGCAGUCAUGGAGCGACGCAGUGCUCUCGCAAAGAGGCUGGAAUUAUACCGUAGUGCUCAAGCAGAAAUUGAUACAGUUGCUUGGUCCAAGUAGGGUGGCGAAAUUGUUUUUGAUUGGGCAGGCAAAACAUAAUUCAUUCUUUCAUUUAUGAUAUGUAUGAGCAGGGAGUCGUCACCUAGGGGAGGGUUGUUUUUUUUUCUUCUUUUUUAAUGUAUUUCAUUUCUUAACGGCAGUUAAAUGUAGUCAUAGUUUUACCAUCAUCAUUGUGAGAGCAAUAUCAUUUGUUGCGUAUGCUACAUUUUUAUGAAAAUAUAUAAUAUAGAAAUGUUUGCUAA